CCCCAGUGCAACCUGCAGGGCUUGUGGAGGAACGAACUGGGCUCCAACAUGACCCUCUUGGCCCUGGACGCAGCUGGAACCUUCACGGGCUCCUACCACACUGCUGUGGCAGACACCGACAAGCAGAUCCUGGUGUCACCACUGCAAGGGGCCCUGCAGCACUCCAGUAACAAGGGGCAGCCCACCUUCGGCUUCACCGUGCAGUGGCAGUUUGCAGACUCCAUCACUACAUUUGUGGGCCAGUGCUUUGUGGACCGCCGAGGGAAGGAGACGCUGGAGACAACAUGGCUUGUGCGGGAAGAGGUCCCAUCACGCAGGGACACAUGGAGAGCCACCAGAGUCGGCACCUCCAUCUUCACCCGCGUCAAGUGAUGGGGAUGGAGAUUGGAGCUGCUUGCAUCCUGCUGUCCCACUGGCAUUCCUGAGGCUCUCCACUGUCCUGGUCCUGGGCUGGGCUCCUGCUUGCUCCCAGUAUCCUAGCUGGAAACACACCCUCACCCUGUGCUGCUUUCUCCCAGUGCCUCCCAGCAUCCCUUCCCAAA
This is a messenger RNA of Melopsittacus undulatus (budgerigar), 542 nucleotides long. RefSeq names its product avidin-like. The transcript has 3 exons. Bases 49 to 372 code for a protein of 107 amino acids. Gene Ontology annotation, molecular function: biotin binding. NCBI's taxonomy places the organism in Eukaryota, Metazoa, Chordata, Aves, Psittaciformes, Psittaculidae. The record is from RefSeq and is a predicted model, not a curated record.